Molecule: messenger RNA, 3040 nt
Organism: Microcebus murinus (gray mouse lemur)
Lineage: Eukaryota; Metazoa; Chordata; Mammalia; Primates; Cheirogaleidae
Gene: SP110
Product: SP110 nuclear body protein
Biological process (GO): regulation of transcription by RNA polymerase II
Cellular component (GO): nucleus
Molecular function (GO): DNA binding; DNA-binding transcription factor activity, RNA polymerase II-specific
Source: RefSeq, a predicted model, not a curated record
GACAGCCCCGUGAGUCCACAGAAGACCCGGGAUGCUUACUCAUGCCUAGGGAAGAGGGUGGAGAAGUCCAUUCGACUAAAAGGGAUGGAAACUGUUUUGAGCUCUAAAGGAAGACGUUAUUGCUGCCAGGCUUCUGGGAUGCUCAUGAAGAGGUUUGCCAGGUGAUGUGGAGGGGCUUCAGGUACAUGAAGUGUGACAUUUGCAUGAAAGAGUCGUAUAAUCCCUCAGCACCGCUAUCCCUUGCAUCUUAUAGUAUGCAUGUUACAGGUGCUAAGGCAUCGAUGCACGCCCUCCUCAGCUGCUAGCAUCACAUUUUCUCCUUGUCUGUUAUCCCAUGGUUGUGAGCUACGGAUUCAGAUCUGUGGCUCUGUACAUACUUGGGAGGGAUUGCUGUUUGCAGCUCCAUGGGAAGCAUACAAGGCAAGUUAACCUUGGUUUCAAGCCUUCUUAAGCCUUAGAACUAUGUUUCCCAUCUUUUUCCUGAGGAGUUUGGGGGUGGCCUGGAGAGGAGAACUCAGGGGAUAAGCACAUUUGAGAAUUAUUGAUUUAAUCUUUAAUCGUAAACAGAUCUCUACAGUUUAGUAUUCCUCAUAGACCCUGCAUGCCAAUGUACAUCAGAGAUCUUUAAAAGGGGCCUGAAGAAGCAGGUGUUCCUGCCUGCCCGUGAGAGCUGCUCUGGCCCUGGCUCUGCCUCCGUCCCGGCUUCCACAGGCUCCUGGCUGCCACUUAUCUGUCCCCUCAGCUCUCUGCCCCCUUCCUGCCCGGAUGUCUGCCCACCUCUGCCUGAUUUCAGCUCGUGUGGGGGCUUCCUUUUAUUUCAAUUUUCUCAUGUAAUAAUCUUAUCCUGACAAAUGCUAGAUAUUUAUUUCUGACAUGUCCCCUUUGGCUUUUCGUUUGUGUUUUAAAGUGUGAUGAUUUUUCUAGCGAGUUAAUUUAGUUGUGUGACAUCACCACGAUCCAAUUUGAGAACGUGUUCAUCACCCCGAAAACUACAGAAUGAGCACAAGUCAUGGAGAAAUAGAGGUGGAUUUCCCAGUUCCCACAGCCCCUGGGGCUGGACCCAUAUGUCUCCUUCCUCGGCCCCCUCUCCAGGCUGACCGUGGUUGGCAACUCCCAGCGGAGCCCUGGAGCCUCAGAGGCAUCUCUCUGUAAUUCGCCCAGUCUUCACCGAGUGAUCUCGGGCCCAGUCCCCGGAACCUGGAAAGGGGCAGGAGCAAAUUCAGCGUCCAGGAUGUUCACUGUGCCCAGGGCCUUGGAAGAGGCCCUUUUUCAGCACUUCAUCUACCAGAAGAUGGAGAUCGCAUAUGCCAUACACAAGCCAUUUCCCUUCUUGGAAAGCCUCCGAGACAAAUCUUUCAUCACCAACAGAAUGUACAAGGAAUCUCUGGAAGCCUGUAGUAAUUUGGUCCCUAUAUCCAGAGUGGUGCACAACAUUCUCACCAAACUGGAGAAGACCUUUAGCCUGCCUCUUCUGGUGACACUGUUCAGCGAAAUUAACCUGCGUGAAUACCCCAAUCUGAAGACGAUUUUCAAAAGCUUCAAAAGUGUUACCAAUUCCUAUGGACAGUGGAGCAGAGCCACACCAAGCCUACUCGAAGUGCCACCCGGCCCAGCAGAAGGGCGCUCCCUGCAGCCCCUGCCGCUGCUGCCCCCACCGCCACCCCCUCCACGCAGCUGUCCACACUGUGUGUCCAGAGGCAGCGAGCCCGGGGCAUCCUCGCAGCAAAGCCAUGAGACCCCGGGCGGCCCACCCAGCUCUUCUGACCCCGCCGUGUCUCUCCCUGGACUCAUGCAGGAAGGAAGGAGAACUGCAGUGACCCAUGACAACUUAACAUCCAAAAUGAAUGAGCAAGAGGACUCACGCAAGAUGCCCAGCCCUGCCCCUGACACUGUACAAGUGUCCAGUGACAACCUGACCCCUCAAAUAAAAGAUGAAGAAGACCCUCAGGAGAUGCCCCGCGCUCCCUCAGGCCCGACGCCAGUGGUAAGAGAUGAAUCUCUGGAAAGAAAUGACCCAAAAGAGCCCCAGGAGGUAUUCAUCACACCUUCGAAAAAGAAAGGAAAUAAAAGAAAAAGAAGUAUCUGGUCCACUCCAAAAAAGAGACAUCAGAAAAAAAAGCUCCCAAGAGCUUUAUCUGGGCAGGACACUCAAGAAAAGCUCCAAGUGGUGGAUCAGAUGGCUCAAAGGAAGGAUAACUCAACCUGCAACUUGAAGGUAGUGACAAGGGCCCAAAAGACAAGAACUAAAUGUGCCCAAACGUCCAGAUCAAAGGAGAUCACUGAUGGCACUUCAGAAAUGAAUAAAAGGAAGAAGUCCCAGGCAACACCUAGCACACCACCAACGGUGACACAAGAAAAGAGUAUAAAAAGAUGGUCAAGUCCAAGAAGAAGACAGGAAAAAAGUCUCCCAAGAGGGGCAACUUCACCUGGACAUGGCAUCCAAGAAAAGCUCCCAGUGGCGGGUCAGGUGACUCAAAGGAAGACCAACAACUCAACCUACAACUCAAAGAUCAUGACGAGGGCCCAAAAGGCAAGAUUAAACGAAAAACCUAAGGAAGAUGCUAUGGAUUUUCAGUGUCCUAAUCUUCCCGUGACCUGUGGUAAAGAGAAAGGGAUGUUACAUGUGGAGAGAAUGAAACUCGGACCCUCAAAGAAGUGCAUUCAGAAUGAGGAGGGAGUUCGGCUCACGGCAAAAGAAUUUGAAAUUAAAGGAAAAGGGAGAAACACAGAGGACUGGAAGCAGAGUGUGAGGUGCAGAAGAAAGAGCCUAAGACAGAUGCUGAAGGAAUAGAUCUCGAGAGAGAGGCAAAUAGAAGGGGAGUUUCCACCACGUUCUCAGUCGGCAUGCCGCAGCCGCCCACGUGUGAAGGCUCGACUCAGAGUCCCUGUGUUCCCGGCGCCAAGUCGUCUUCACGUGUGGGAAUGGCACUUUCCUAACGACCGCUUUAGCAUACUGUUACCUGUACAUGCCACCAUCAUUGUCAUAGUUAACUUGGGAUGGGGAAGCAAAUGACUCUUUAAAAUAAAAAUUAGAACAAAA